Haliaeetus leucocephalus (bald eagle) is the source of this 1383-nucleotide messenger RNA. It is a transcript of the gene KBTBD13, whose product is annotated as kelch repeat and BTB (POZ) domain containing 13. NCBI's taxonomy places the organism in Eukaryota, Metazoa, Chordata, Aves, Accipitriformes, Accipitridae. The record is from RefSeq and is a predicted model, not a curated record. Gene Ontology annotation, molecular function: protein binding. Bases 1 to 1383 code for a protein of 460 amino acids. The transcript has a single exon.
AUGACCCCGGAGGAGGAAGGCUCCCAGACAGGGCCCCCGGAGCGGGUGCGUAUCCGGGUGGAGGAGCAGUCGUUUUGGGUGGAGAAGACCUUGCUGGUGGAGAGCAGCGAGUACUUCCGUGCCCUCUUCCGCUCAGGCAUGAGGGAGAGCAUGCAGGAGGAGAUCGGGCUGGGGGAGCUGAGCGCGGCCGGGUUCCUCGCCAUGCUGAGGGUACUGGCGGGUGAGAGGCCCAUCCUCAGCAGUGAAGAGACCUUCCAGGCGGUUGAGUGUGCUGCCUUCCUGCAGGUGAAGCCCUUGGCCAAGUACUUGAUCCACUCCAUCAACUCUGACAACUGCAUCCUGCUAUAUCAAGCCGCUGCCAUAUUCGGUCUCCUGGACCUUUUCCACUGCGCUGCGCUCUACAUUAGGGACAGCUACACUGAGCUGGAGGACUACCUGGACUGCCUCUCCACUGACCUGCUGGCCUAUGUGGAAGCCCUCCUACCCAGCACCUUUGUGGCAGUGGGAGCCCACACCCCAACCUUCGAGUUCUUGGAGGACCUCUCCAGGACCAUCUGCUACCUGGAUGAGGAGACCAACACAUGGAGGACCCUCUCCUGCCUGCCGCUGAGCGCCAGCACAUUCCUAGCCGGCAUGGCAACCAUGGAUAACAAGAUCUACAUUGUGGGCGGCGUCUAUGGGGCCAGCAAGCAGGUGGUGGAGAGCAGCUUCUGCUACGAUGCCGACGCCAACACCUGGAGCGAGUUCCCCAGCCCUCAUCAGCUGCGCUACGACGUCAGGCUGGUGGGCCACGAGGGCUACCUCUACGCCAUCGGCGGGGAGUAUGAGAAGAUCUCACUGAAGUCUGUGGAGAGAUACGAUGUGGCCUCCAGCACCUGGACGUUUGUCUCAGACCUGCCGCAGCCGAGCACGGCGGCACCCUGCGCCCAAGCCAUGGGGCAGAUCUUUGUUUGCUUGUGGAAGCCACUGGACACCACCGUCAUCUAUGAGUACGAAACCCAGCAAGACGCGUGGCUUCCCGUCACCGAGCUCAAGCGGCACCAGAGCUAUGGGCACUGCAUGGUGGCCCACCGCGACAACCUCUACGUCAUGCGCAACGGCCCCUCGGAUGACUUCUUGCGUUGCGUCAUCGACUGCUUCAACCUGACGUCGCGGCAAUGGACCGCCCUGCCUGGGCAGUUCCUGAACAGCAAAGGAGCCCUCUUCACCGCUGUCAUCAGGGGUGACACCGUCUACACUGUCAACAAGAUGCUGACCCUCCUCUACUCUGUGGAAGAGGAGACCUGGAGGCUCAAGAAGGAGCGGGCAGGUUUUCCACGCAGCGGCUCCCUGCAGACCUUCCUCUUGCGGCUGCCGAGGCGUGACCACGAUGUCGCAACGUAG